Messenger RNA from Cottoperca gobio, 4850 nucleotides. RefSeq names its product nfe2 like bZIP transcription factor 1a (gene nfe2l1a). The record is from RefSeq and is a predicted model, not a curated record. The transcript is spliced from 8 exons. Gene Ontology annotation, molecular function: RNA polymerase II cis-regulatory region sequence-specific DNA binding; DNA-binding transcription factor activity, RNA polymerase II-specific. Gene Ontology annotation, biological process: regulation of transcription by RNA polymerase II. Lineage: Eukaryota; Metazoa; Chordata; Actinopteri; Perciformes; Bovichtidae. Gene Ontology annotation, cellular component: nucleus. Bases 379 to 2913 code for a protein of 844 amino acids.
ACAGUGUACGGUGUUAUAGAGCAGAGACUGACAGUGGACACUCUGAACUGGAAACAACAGCUUUGUGAUGAACCUGGGAAAGAGUGACUGUCGACCUUUCUAGAUGUUUUGAUCCAAAUGACUUCUUCUUCUACACUUGGACACUGAACUGUGUAGUGUCUUGUUCUGGACUAUAUUAUUAAGUCUUCUGUACCAGAGCAAUUUUACAUUAUAAUUGAAGGGGGAAAAGUAAAUAAUUUCCCAACCACAAGUACCAAGAACAUUUUUUACAUUUUUACUGUUGGUGAGGUGAGGUGCCUGACAAAUCUUGUAGGGACUUAAGACGCAAAGACAGAAGAGACUUUGUGGUGAGCUGGGCCCUGAGCUGAGCUCGGGAACAUGCUGUACCUGAAGAAAUAUUUCACAGAGGGCCUCAUCCAGAUGGCCAUCCUGCUCAGCCUGUGUGGAGUGAGGGUUGACAUGGGACUGGAGCCCUACCUGCCUCCCUCCUUGCAUGAGAUGAUCCUGGGUCCCACCUCGGUGCUGACACAGACGCAGUUCCACAACCUCCGCAACCGCCUGGAGGACGGCCACACCCUUGACCCCAAGAGUGUGGACCUGGACGGCUUCUUCACGGCCCGAAGGCUGCUGGGCUGGGUCCGCUCUCUGGACAGACUACAGGUUCCUCAUGCAGAAGUGGAAACGUGGCUGGUCCAGCGAGAGCCAGAUCCUCUCGCCAUGGCAUGUCCAGAUCUGUCCACACUAGAGAGAGCAUCUGCUGGGGUAGAAAGAGAGCUCACUGCCCCACCGGUGGAAACCAGAGCUGUACUUGGUGCCCUGCAGGAAGAAGAGGAGGAGGAUAAAGAGACUUCUUCCUCCCUCCAGGAGUGUUUGAUGCUGUUAGAGGAAACCUUUCCCUUAUCAGAAGAACAACCGUCACGUGAUGUUGGGGGUAGAAGGGGAGACCUGGAGCGUCAGCCACCAGGCAGGGAACCCCUGCUGUCCCAUACCUCCCCCACUUCUAACCCUUCCUUGGACCUGGAGCUCCACUGGCAGGACCUGUUGGCUAUCAUGGAGCCUGAGAACACGGAAGUUGACAUGAUGACUUCAUUUGAUCACACUCAGAAUUCAAGAGCAUCUGAGACCCUUCAGAAUGUUGGGUCUGAAGCUCUACACCGAAAUCGUAACGACCAUGACAACAGCGUAACAGAGGCUGAUCAUGAAGUCCUUCUAAUGGAUACUCCCCUGCAGCACGGUUUGUUGGGGCCUCCAAGGCAGUCAGAGCUAGAGCCAGCCCUGCUCCCCCUCACUCCCAGUGCAGAGUUGGAUGAUCACAGUUCAGCCUUAAACACAAGGGACACUUUGAAAAACUCUAUUGUGAAUCCCUCACACAGUCUUCCAGACCACACACAUCUGCUCGAAAAAAAUCUUUCAAGAGACUUCUGCAUGGGAAUAGAUGCAGAAGAGAACUCGAGUACCUUCAACAUGAAUCUGCUAUCACAAGGUCUUUUGGAUACCAUGGAAGGCAGUCCGUGUUCACAGUAUGCCCCCUUCCCUGAAAGCCUUCCUAGCUCUGAUGUUAACUUUCAGUCACGUGACUUGACACCUUCCAGGUUGACCCCAUCUCCGGAGGGGAAUGGUAUGACUCGAGACCUUGUGACAUCUCCCUCCAGUGUCUUUCUGGUCAACGAGGAGGAGGGUGUGGACAAUGAAGAUGGUCUACCUAGCCCACUUAGUGACCUCUUAGAGGAUGCUGUCAUCUUGGAUGAGAUGAGAUUGUUGGACCUGGCUCUGGUGGAAGGAUUCAGUCCUGAGAUGAAAGCCAAGCUGGAAGAAGAGGGUUUCCUUGACAGUAGAAUUACGCAACAGGACGCUGUCAGAAAUGAUGAGCAUUCAGGCUCUGGCACAGCGGUUACAGAAGAUCAGGGUCAACCAAUAGGACAUCAGCAAGACGGCGAGGAUGAGGCAGACUCAGACUCUGGUCUUUCUCUGGACUUUAGCCACAGUCCUGCUUCUCCAUCUGCUUCUGAGGCUUCCUCUUAUUCCUCCUCCUCAACCUCCUCUUCAUCUUGUGUGUCAUCUGUGGGAAGACCCUUCUCUGGAGAUGAGGACGAAGAGGAGGAAGGUUUAGUUGGUUCACAUAUGGAAGUGGAGGUAACCAUAAAGCAGGAGGAUCUGGAAGAGGAGGAGAUGGGGGCAGUGGGAGGAGGGUACCCUGAAGAUGUUAAAGAACCCUUCCUUUCCAACUAUGGGGAUCAGAAGCUUUAUAAUGGCGUUCCUUGGCUGGAGCACAUUGGCCACAAUCACACGUACAACCAACCAUGGGCAUCCGACUCCUCUCCAUCUCUGGGCAAGAUGACCACCAAACACACCAAAUCCUCCUCACGACAUGACAACGCCAAACCUUACCACCGCUCCUCUUCCAGACACAUCUCCGAGAGCAAAAUGUGGAGCCGGGAUGAACGUCGUGCACAAGCCCGGAAGAUCCCUUUCUCCAAUGAGCUGAUCGUUAAUCUGCCAGUGGAGGAGUUCAAUGACCUAAUGACCAAUUACCAACUUAGUGAGGAGCAGCUUAACCUCAUCAGGGACAUACGACGUCGGGGUAAGAACAAAAUAGCUGCCCAGAACUGCAGGAAGAGGAAACUGGAUGUUCUGCUGGAACUGAAAGACAAUGUGUCAGGUUUAAGGCGCUACCGUUCGCGGCUGCUCCGAGAGAAACAGGAAGCCCUGAGGAAUCUGCAGGAAAUGAAGCGCAGACUGGGGGUGUUGUACCAGGAUGUCUUUUCCUCACUGAGGGACGAGGAGGGGAUGCCGUUGAACGCUAUGGAGUACCUGCUUAAUUUUGAGUCCAAUGGUAGUGUCACAGUAGCGUCACGCCAACAAGGGGCAGCGCUGACAAAAACAAGCAAGAAGCAGAGGGACAAGAAGAAGUGAGGAGGUGGACAAACCAGACAUAUUCUGGACAACAUGAAACAUGCCUAACAUGAAAUCCUCCCACACCCAUAUCGAUAUCUCUGACAGUGAGGAUUUUAUUUUAAGAAUUAGUAAAUGGCUGGAUGGACGCAGUAAAUCGGUACAGAAGAAUGGAAGUUCUUUGAAAGAGGAGGUGCUUAUCAUAAUGAUGUUGGUGGGGUCUUUACUCCACGAUGUGUUGUUCUCCAUUUUUCAUUAUUAACAUUUUCUACACUGGAAAAGGAUUUGAGUAUAACUUUAGUUAAACUCAAACAUUUCUGAGGUAAAUGUAGACUUCUACAUAGUGGAAACAACAGAUGAUAUAUGACCUGGGACCAGUGCUUUACAAUGCUAGCUUAAUACCUAUGCACCAUCCUGCUUGAAAAUACAGUUGCACAAGAUAACAGACUGAUAGCAGGCACUACAAUGACUCUGGUCACCAAGGAUGGGGUGCUGGUACACAGGAAGUGGAAGUUGUGAUCAUGCCCCUUGAGCUGGUAGGGUUGCAGCAUCCUACAGAAAGACACUUCAGCAGGCUAAGGACAGGGUCAUGGGGAUCACACCUGUGUAUGUUGAGUUUCCAGAUGGUGCCCCUGCUGCCAAAAUGAAAAACUCAGAGACACUAACAGCAGCAUUUCAAAUUCUACCAAGAGAGGAAAUCUGCCACAUUUGCCACUUUGCUGGACAUCUUGGAGCAGCACAAGUUAAAAAAGACUUUACGUCUGGCAGUCCUGGAAAUGUACACUUGUUUUAAGAGGGCCAGUCCUACUACUUGACUGACUUAGAAGGUAUUAGGACAAUUCACAUACAGUAAAACCUUGUUGCCUAUAUAAGCUACAAUUUUGUGGACAGGGCACUUGAAACUAUGCCCAUUUUCAAACCUGUGCACACCCAGCUUGAAACUCACCAGGCAACUAAAUACUGUUCUGAAUAUGAUGAACUGACCCAUAUAGGCUGCCUACUUUCUGAUAGCAUGAUGGCAGUGGGUUUUACCCAUGCCUUUAACAUAUUUGAUUGUUUUUCAAGAAUUUCACCACAGCGGUGACUGUGAAGCUGUGGAAAUCGUAUGGACUACUUGAAAGACAAUGGUGGGAAUCUGUGUUCCAACAACCUAAAAUCACAGGAUUAGAAACUAGUUGGCAGAUCUUUAAGACAAAGAUACAAUACAAUUUGUUAAGCUGUUCAUAUUUUAAUAUUGGUAGGUUCCAAUGUAUGUCAAAUGCCCCAAUUACAUAUAAAUGUACCUUUAAUUGAUAGUGUAAAGGUGAAAGCUUUGGCCUUCAGAUGGUACCUCUGGAUUGCAACAUUUCUCCAAACUAAAGGCUGACUUGUGAAUUGUUUUAAGUUUGGGUUUCACCCUCUGGUGGUUGUGCAGAACUCCAGAGAUUCUAAAGAAAUUACCAGUACAAGGAAUUAAACAUGGCAGGAGUUUAUAUUUACAUACAUCUGAUGUAUUCUAGGUUGUAGUUCAAAAGUAGAAAUUUGGAUGAGUUAUCAAACUAAUAUUAUGAGAUUAUAUUUUUGUAAAGUAAAUGUAUAAUUUCUCAGGAAUGAGCACAGCCAGAAGAACAUGCCAGCAGUAAUGGCUGUGUAGUCACACAAACGAUUCACUUUGUAAUGUUGGAUUCUGUUCAGGUAAGACAUUUAGUUGUUCAGUGUUUCACAUAGUGGACACCUAGUUAGAAUCAAACUACUGUAAUGCCUCGCAUAUCUGUAGGACAAAGAAAUGCAGUGCACUGUCUAUUGUCUUUCAAAUUUAUGAAGACGAAUAAUAACCUGCAUGUCUAUCAAUACCUUUGAUGGUAACAAGCUUUAAUUAUUGUUUGUGAAGUGUUUACAUUUUGUGUUGAUGGUAUUCAAGGAUGUGGGACCUUGUCUCCUGCAAUAUAAAAACCUAAAAAUAAAUUGGAGCUCAUUUC